AUGAAAUCAAAGAAUUCGACAACCACGCCAAUACGAAUAGUAUACGACUGUAGUUGUACGCAAUAUCCUAAUCCAAGCCUCAACGAUUGCUUAGAAACAGGUCCUUCAUUGAUCAACGACUUGGUGGAAAUUUUAAUCCAGUUUCGUGUCAAUAAGAUCGCGUUCACAAGUGACAUAGAGAAGGCAUUUCUUAACGUACAACUGGUAAAACAUGACCGCAAGUACACAAAAUGUCUACGAUUAAGCGAUCCCAUGGACACAGAAAGUGACUUUGUCGUAUACCAGUUUGCGUCAGUGUUAUUUGGCUCAUCCAGUUCGCCAUUUAUUCAAAAUUCGGUUGUCAAAACGCACCUGGAUUCCGAAGAAACCCCUGUGGCGGACGACAUCAAACAAAAUAUCUAUGUGGACAAUGUGAUUAGCGGUAUCAAUACAGUACAUGACAUCCAGAAAUGA
Molecule: messenger RNA, 453 nt
Organism: Saccoglossus kowalevskii
Lineage: Eukaryota; Metazoa; Hemichordata; Enteropneusta; Harrimaniidae
Source: RefSeq, a predicted model, not a curated record